GAGCCCAUCAGUGGAGUGAGUAAGUCUUGACCAAAGAAGACUCGGCCAGGCCUUGCCUCACCUACCGUAUGCCCUUAUCUCCUUGCUUCCGUGGUUUCCCCUUUUCGGAGAUCUCAGAUCUGGGCUUGGCUGUCAAUCGCUCGACGACCUCUGCUAAAUGAGGUCUCGCCGGCCGGCCGUAUGAGGCAAUCAUGGAGGUAGUCACGGUGCCAUGAGCCCAUGAUCACCAUCCUCGCCAUGGCCAAGCUGGGGAGUUUUAACCUGCCCAAGAGUGUGAGGGUUCAGUCGUCUUUCCUCACUCUCAAUCCGUAGGUCUAUGUCUAUCCUCGCCGUCUCGUCAUUACGACCCCUUUCGCUUUGCUGGACGAGUCCCGUGCGCGUGCAGCUUGCAACUUAUUAGCAGGUGUUGCAACAGGAAGGUUCAAUUUGAAACAACCGAGCUGGCGAGCGAGCAUGGAAAUCGCGACGGGAGCCAUAAGCACACUCCUGCCCAAGCUGGGCGACCUCCUCAAAGAGGAGUACAAGCUCCAGAAGAGCGUCAGGGGUGAGAUCAUGUUUCUCGAAGCCGAGCUAGAGGCCAUGCAGACUGUUCUUCUUAAGAUCUCGUCGGCGCCCAUGGACGAGCAGCCUGACGCGCAAGUCAACCUUUGGGUGAGGGAGGUCCGGGAGCUUUCCUACGACCUCGAAGACAACAUCGACAGAUUCCUUGUGCGCAUCGACCAUGCGCCAGAGCAGCUCCAUGGCCUCAGGGGCUUCAUCGACAGAAGCCUUAAGCUUCUGACCAAGGUCAAUCUCCGCCGACAGAUCGGAACCGAUAUCAGAGACAUUAAAACGCGCAUCAGGGAGGUGAGUGAGCGUCAUGACAGAUACAAGAUUGAUAUCGUCACCGCAAAGGCUACUCGCCCAAGUGUUGACAGCCUUCGCCUAUCAGCGCUGCACAAAAGGGCCUCAGAGCUCAUUGGCACCGAAGAGAAGGUUAUGGACGUAGUAAAAAUGCUAAGGGAAGAAGAUGACCUCUCAAAUCAGCAACUGAAAAUAGUUUCCAUUGUUGGUUUGGGUGGAUUAGGCAAAACAACUCUUGCGAACGAGGUGUAUAAGAAGCUGAAAGCUCAGUUCGAGUGUGAAGCAUUUGUUUCUGUAUCUCUUGACCCGAGAAUGGAUCAGGUUUUCAAGAGCAUGCUCCGUCAACUUGAUAAGGACAAGUACAACAACAUCAAGGGAGAAAUGUGGGAUGAAACUCAACUAAUCAACGAGUUGAGAUACCUCCUUAAAAAUAAAAGGUACUUUAUUGUUGUUGAUGACAUAUGGAACAAAUCUGUGUGGGCUAAUAUUUUGCGUGCUUUGAACAAAUGUGGACGUGGGAGCAGAAUAAUCAUAACCACUCGCAUUCUUGAUGUCGCCCAACAAGCAGACAGUGUUUAUAAACUACAGGCUCUCUCAGCUGGUGACUCAAGAAAGUUAUUCUUCCUCAGAAUAUUUGGUAAUGAAAACAGAUGUCUUCCAAAGGAAUUGGAUAAAGAAUCUAAGAACAUUUUAAGGAAAUGUGGAGGUGUUCCUUUAGCUAUAAUCACGAUCAGUAGUAUGUUGGCCAGUAAGCAGGAAACAGAGAAUACAAGUGAAUAUUGGGCCAAGGUGUGCGAAUCUAUGGGUUCUGGACUAGAAAAUACAAGCUCAGAUGUAAUUGACAUGAGAAGAAUACUUUCGGUUAGUUAUCAUGACCUACCGCUACACCUUAGGACAUGCUUGCUGUAUCUAAGUUUGUAUCCAGAGGAUUAUAAGAUCAUGACACAUGAUUUGGUAUGGAAAUGGAUAGGUAAAGGUUUUGUUGUAAUAAAACAAGGGAUGAACAUGUUUGAAGCAGGUGAGGAUUAUGUACAUGAGUUAAUUAACAGAAGUUUGAUUCUGCCAACAUUUGACAAUAAAAGUAAGAAGGCAAGUAGUUUUCAAAUACAUGAUAUGGUACUUGAUCUCAUAACAUUUUUGUCAAAUGAGCAGCAUUUCCUAACAAAAUUAGGAGCUCAGGAGCCUGAGCAUCUACCAAAUAAGAUCCGCCGACUAUCUCUCCACACCAGCAGCCAAGAUGAUGGCAAAAGGUUGCGAAAUAAGAACUGUUCUCAUGUUAGGUCACUUAGUGUGUUUCGUGGAGCUUUCAAUAUACUUCAAGAGAUUUCAAGAUUUCCAGUCUUGCGUGAGUUGGACUUAAUUGAGGCACAAGUGAGUAAUCAUCACUUUAAGGAUAUUUGCAACCUAUUUCACCUUAGGUAUUUGAGGCUACCAUGUGAAGGUAUUAAUGAGAUCCCAAAAGAGAUCGGGAAUCUAAAGUUCUUGCAGGUGCUAGACAUUCAUAAGACUAAUAUAAUGGAGUUGCCGUCAACCUUUGCUCAGUUGCGGCAACUUGUCUACCUACGGUUUGGUGUGGUGAUACCUGAAACAGAUACGUUUGGAUAUAUCAGUUUGAAGUCACCAAUCAUGCUGGAUAUACUGAGUGGACUGACUGAGUUGAGGCGUGUAAGUUUGGCUUUUACCCAGUGGGAUGAAAGGUAUGAGAAGCCCCUCCUUACUUGGUUGUCCAACAUGGUUUCUCUAAAGUACCUACAUAUUGAUGGAACAGUCAGUAGUAUUGACAUAGGUUCCCGAUAUGACGAGCUAUCACCACCAGGGCCUCAACAGCUUCAGACAAUAGACAUACCUUGUGCCAUAUGCUCCAUUCCAAGAUGGAUGUCCUCACUUUGUUCCCUCUCCGUCAUGCGUAUCUCCCUGCUAACACAGAGAUUGGAGGACCUUCAGAUCCUUGGGAACAUACCACGACUUUCUCAUCUUUCGAUAACAGUGAAGGAAACUACAGAAAGCAGACAAAAAGCGUUAUUAGUCAUCAGCAAUGUUUAUCCAUUCUUGUGCCUAACCAAGUUUGAAAUCUACAAUAACUACAUGGUUGUGAUGUUUGCGGAAGGAGCCAUGCAACAGCUUCAAACCCUCAAGUUUUCUGUGCGGGAAUCAAUGGAUCAGUUUGGCAACUCCGGCUUUGGCCUAGAGAAUCUCUCUUCACUUGAGAAUGUCGUUGUAGACAUGGUUUUGUCACGUGCAAAGCCUGAGGAGGUGGAGGCUGCAAAGGCUGCAAUUCAGAAUGCAGUCGACAGAAAUCCGAACAAGCCCGAACUGAAGUUCGAAAAGCGGGUUAUAAUGAGGAUCAAGAGUGAACAAAAGACUAAAGCCUUUGGGGCCGUCGCGGGUAUUUGUGGUAUUGAUUCAAUAAGCUUUGAGAGUCACCUGGGGAUGCUCACGGUCGCCGGCAUGGUGGAACCCACCACCAUAAUUAAGAAGCUGAAAAAAUCUUCCAUACAGGCGCAACCAUGGGAAGUAAGGGCAGCGGCACCGAUGGUCUCCAUGGUUCAUAGUAGUGUGGAGGAGGCGGCGGCGCCUAGCCAAAAUAGCGCCUGGGGUCGAAUCUGUUGCCUGCCUGCAGCUGCGUGUGCAAGAUUUUCAUCCAAACAUGACCUGACUAAUACGUCCAGGAUAACAGAGACAGUGACAACCUCAGAGCCAGCGUCACAGUAAGGGCCCGUUCGGUUAAGCUGAAAUCUGGCCAGGAAUAAUUCCAGUUGACAAAACCUAUUCAAAUUAGAAUAAGAAUUCCGCCUGAAAUAUUUUCAGGAAACCAAUCCCCUUCAAACGAACGGGCCCUAAGUGCGCCCAAGUGGGUUGUUAAAUUGGAGGCUGGGCCCAGUCCCAAAUACGUGGGGGUCAUUUCAAAUCAUAUACCUCAGACCAUAUUGAACAACUUCAUUAUGUUGAGAAAAUUUACAAAUGGCACUAUAUUCAUGUAUUUUUUUUUCAAAGAAAGGACAGGGGACGACGAGCGCCGCCUAUGGUUAUCCCUGCGGCUGCCACUGCUAGCACAAGGCAGGUGUUGCCAUGCAUGCAUGGCUGUCUCCUCUCGGCUCUCGCAGUUUGAUGUUCUUAAAUUGAACUACUGUAUAAAUUACUAUGUGUGCGUGGUUAUUUUGCUCUACUUAGCUUGUAAUUUUGUUUGUGCUACACCAAAAUUCUAGUUCCUUAAUUUGUUGCCAUUUCAUGUA
This is a messenger RNA of Sorghum bicolor (sorghum), 4076 nucleotides long. Its product is annotated as putative disease resistance RPP13-like protein 3. Gene Ontology annotation, biological process: defense response to other organism. The record is from RefSeq and is a predicted model, not a curated record. Gene Ontology annotation, molecular function: ADP binding. The coding region runs from base 454 to 3555 and encodes 1033 amino acids. The transcript is spliced from 6 exons. NCBI's taxonomy places the organism in Eukaryota, Viridiplantae, Streptophyta, Magnoliopsida, Poales, Poaceae.